Molecule: messenger RNA, 1434 nt
Organism: Gregarina niphandrodes
Lineage: Eukaryota; Apicomplexa; Conoidasida; Eugregarinorida; Gregarinidae
Exons: 3
Coding region: 1-1434 (477 amino acids)
Source: RefSeq, a predicted model, not a curated record
AUGUCGGGUCCGACAAAGGGUAAGCAGUUGAAGUUUACAAGUCAGAAUCAGACGUUGUAUUAUACGGAGAAGCCUUUACGACAGAGUUUGGUGUCACGUUUACGUUUGAAUGGUGGUGUGUUAAAGGAGUCGAUAACAAAGGAGGCAUUUGUGAGUGCUUUGAUUCAGCGUUUGAAAUUAAAGGGAUCGACGGAGCAGUACGAGAAAUUAUUUGAUGAAGUAGUACAGAGACGUCGUGUGAGUGGAGAUCGUGUGGAAUGGGAGCAGUUGGUGGAUAGUCUGUUGAAUCAUCGUGCUCAAUUUGUGGGUGAAUAUCAUCGGGCAUUAGAGGACUAUCGGAAUGUGCAAAUGAUGGGAGAGAAGGCGGUGAAAGAAUUGAGUGAAGGAGAGCGUAUGGGAGAUCAUCGGUUGGUUAUUCAUCUGCAGAGUCUUACAUUCGAUUAUGGUGAGAGUGAAGAUGGUGAUUUAUUGAGUUCAUCUGCAAUGCUAUAUCAAUUAGAAGUAGAGUUAUUGGACUCACAUGAUGUACAGGAAAGCGACCUUGUUAAAGCUCAAAAACAUUGUAUAUUCAAUGAGUUCAUGACCUUCCCACUCGCUACACCAUCAGCUGUAUUACGUUUCAAAUUAAUGAGAGAACCAGCUACCGCAAUUGAUCCCCAACAACGAGAGAUCUGCGGUUCGGGAGAACAGAGUCUUAAAAAUUUGCAAAAUAUGAUCCCUCUUAUCUUUGAUAAUGUACCUAUAGAUGCAAGCGAUAAUGGUGUCGCACAUCUAGCAUUCUCCGCACUCUGGCAAUUCGAUCGAGAAGCUUAUUAUCGAUCUGUUCUUUCCAGUCUUGAUAGCCGACUUAAUGCAUUACAUGUCGCCGUUCAGGUACAACAAAGUAACGUUGAUGAACUUGAUAAACAACUCUUUGGAUACCCCGUAGAAAAUACCAAAUGGACACAUGUAUUACUCUCACCUAACGCCGCCAUGGACGCAUCCGUCAGCCUCAUGCAACGCAUCGCAAAACGAGACAUCAACGACUCCAUACAAGUCGGCCUUAUUAUCACUCUUAUGAUUUCAUGCAUCAGUCAAUUCGCUCGCGGAAGCUUCAUUGAAACACUCGUUCUACUCACAUGCAUCUGGCACAACAACGGUACUACUACUCUACUCACACUGUCAUACUACCCACUACCCACACUGUCAUACUACCCACUACACACACGGGCAUACUACCCACUACCCACACGGGCAUACUACCCACUACCCACACGGGCAUACUACCCAUACGGUACCACUACCCAUACGGUCAAUAUGUUCUUUCCUUUAAGAACCUCGAAUACGUUGGACCAAAAAGAGUUACCUAAACUGUAUUCUUGCCCUUUUAAUUCGCCAAUCCAGAAGUUGGUUCAAUUCUCUAUCCAACAAAAAUUGCAACACCUUUCAGUAUAA